ACGCUUCCGGAAAUGGAGACCGAAAUAGUAAUAAUAAAUUAUUUUUGAGUACGUGUAUUUGUAAUUAAAAUUUUUGAUAGAGCAAAAGUUUGCAUUAGUUUCGCAUUAAUUUAAAUUAAAUUAUAUUUUGGAAGUAGUCGGAGUAGUUAGGCGGGGAAAGCAGCGGAACUGCCAACCUCCCAGCUAGCUGUGCGCGAGACUGACUGAGCGCAGCAAGCCCUUGACCACGAGCUGUGACGGGAGACUAGCAAGGCCACGUGGAAGAAAACUACCGACUUCUACAUAUCACAAAAAGAUUGAAGCAAAAUGGAUGACUGGGACGAGGGAUCUUCUUCUACUGCUGUGGCACCGUCCAGCUUCUCUUCAAAUGAAGGAAUACAAGGAAGCUCCUGGAACACAGAUGGAGGUCAUGGAGGAAGAGGCCGAGGCAGAGGAGGAGGGUUUAAGAGCUCGUUCUCUUCAGGUGGCGAUGAGAACGGAACUGAUGGAGACAGUAGCUGGAACAAGUCAGGCGGAGAGGGAGGUGGAUUCAGAGGGAGAGGCAGAGGUCGCGGUAGAGGAUUCGGCAGAUCGGAUCGCAGUGACUUAAACGGAGACGACGACGAUGAAGUGCGUGAAAAUGGGUUCAGAGGAGGAAGCCGAGGAGGACGAGGCGGCAGAGGAGGAAGAGGAGGAGGAUUCAGACAAGGUGGAGAUUCCGGUGGCGGAGGCGGCUUUGGAGGUUACCGCGGGAAAGACGAGGACACCUUCAAUAAAGGGGAAGAUAAAGAGAACAAAGAAGGAGGCGAUGGGGAAAGACCGAGGGUGACGUAUGUUCCGGAGGCGCUGCCUGAAGACGAAGACUCCAUUUUUGCCCACUAUGAGAAGGGGAUAAACUUCGACAAGUACGAUGACAUCAUGGUGGACGUCAGUGGUUCAAACCCACCACAGGCUAUAAUGACGUUCGAAGAGGCAGCGAUGUGCGACUCCCUGAAUAAAAAUGUCAGCAAGUCCGGUUAUGUGAAGCCGACUCCGGUGCAGAAACACGGCAUCCCGAUCAUCUCCGCCGGUAGAGACCUGAUGGCCUGUGCACAGACCGGAUCUGGUAAAACGGCGGCAUUCUUGCUCCCGAUCCUGCAGCAGCUGAUGGCAGACGGCGUGGCAGCCAGUCAAUUCAGUGAGCUGCAGGAGCCUGAAGGCAUCAUCAUUGCUCCAACACGAGAGCUCAUCAACCAGAUCUACCUUGAGGCCAGGAAGUUUGCUCAUGGGACGUGUGUGCGACCGGUCGUGGUUUACGGCGGCGUCAGCACCGGACACCAGAUCAGAGAUAUCUGCAGAGGCUGCAACGUGCUGUGUGGAACCCCGGGGAGACUUUUGGACAUGAUCGGGAGAGGAAAGGUUGGGCUGACUAAGCUGCGGUACUUGGUGCUGGAUGAGGCAGACCGGAUGUUGGAUAUGGGAUUUGAACCUGACAUGCGCCGUCUGGUGGGCUCGCCUGGGAUGCCGUCCAAAGAGAACCGCCAGACUCUGAUGUUCAGCGCCACCUACCCCGAGGACAUCCAGAAGUUGGCAGCUGACUUCCUAAAGACGGACUACCUGUUCCUGGCUGUGGGCGUAGUGGGUGGAGCCUGUUCCGAUGUGGAGCAGUCAUUCGUCCAAGUCACUAAGUUCUCUAAGAGGGAGCAGCUCCUGGACAUCCUCAAAACAUCCGGAACCGAGCGCACCAUGGUGUUUGUUGAGACGAAGAGAUCAGCUGAUUUUAUCGCCACAUUCUUGUGCCAGGAGAAAGUUGCGACCACCAGCAUUCACGGUGAUCGUGAGCAGCGGGAGAGAGAGCAGGCCCUUGCAGAUUUCCGCUCCGGUAAAUGUCCGGUCCUUGUGGCGACUUCUGUGGCCGCCCGCGGUCUGGAUAUCCCAGAUGUGCAGCAUGUGGUGAACUUUGACCUCCCCAACAACAUUGAUGAGUACGUGCACCGUAUCGGGAGGACUGGCCGCUGUGGAAACACCGGGAAGGCGGUGUCUUUUUUUGACCCGGAUCAUGACGGACAGCUGGCUCGCUCUCUGGUCACAAUCCUGUCCAAGGCCCAACAAGAGGUUCCUGCGUGGUUAGAGGAGUCUGCAUUCAGCGGCGGCAGCGGCCCCACAGGCAUGAAGAACUUUGCCUCCACUGAUUCCAGGAAGCAUGGAGGAUCUUUCAAUGACCGCAGCGUGCAGAGCCAGCCGGCUGCUCCUGCUGCAGCUGAUGAUGACGAAUGGGAAUAACGGUGAUACGGUUCCAACACAUCCACACAGCACUGUUCUGAGUUUCUCCUCACGUAGAUGUUCAGCUUGUUUUAGUUUACUAUGUUUUUGUUUGACAGUUUUAACUUUGUCUGUCCUGAGACAAUCAAGAAGCCAAACCGAGUACGAGGUGUUUCAAAUCUUGAAAUCGACUUGAUCCUCGCUGACUGAGCAUGUUGUUGAAAGUUUGUUUUAUUUUGUUUUAUUUUUUAAUUCUUACUUUGAUUUAAAGCAUGUUUAAUAAGGAAAACAAUGUGUCUGUCCUAAAGUACAAUUUGAGAAUGUCAUUUUCCAAGUCUAA
Messenger RNA from Notolabrus celidotus (New Zealand spotty), 2560 nucleotides. RefSeq names its product DEAD (Asp-Glu-Ala-Asp) box polypeptide 4 (gene ddx4). Gene Ontology annotation, biological process: cell differentiation; gamete generation. The coding region runs from base 307 to 2241 and encodes 644 amino acids. The transcript is spliced from 23 exons. The record is from RefSeq and is a predicted model, not a curated record. Gene Ontology annotation, molecular function: RNA binding; RNA helicase activity; ATP binding. Gene Ontology annotation, cellular component: nucleus; P granule. Lineage: Eukaryota; Metazoa; Chordata; Actinopteri; Labriformes; Labridae.